UUGCUCCGUCUGCCGGGUUGCCGUACUUUCUGUCUGUCUGUCCAACCCCGCACCACUUUCCUCAGACGUUUAGGAUGUAGAAACACAGCGUCGUGUUUUCCCCCACUCAGCCGACCCACCAGUGAACGCACCGUGGUUUAUAAACACAGACCUCACUCACUCGACAGCGGCGACCAUGGCGGCUGUUGACAGCUUUCAGUUGUUGUACAGAGAGAUUUCUCGGUCGUGCAGUUUUUACUUCGAAACCCUGGCCCUGGUGGGAGCUCUGUACACGGCCAGCAGGGCGGUAAUCCUGCUCAGAGACUGCUGCACGUUGGUGAGGGUGCACUUUCUGCCGAGGAUGAUCCCCAGCAAGAGGCUGAGCCAGAGAUUUGGUGACUGGGCUGUUAUUUAUGGUGGAUCAGACCCUGUGGCCCGAGCGUACGCCGAGGAGCUGGCCAGGCACGGCAUCAGCAUCAUCUUUGUCACUCAGGACCACACGUCUGUUAGAGACACCGCCGCAUCCCUCUCCCAGAGCUACGGCGUGGAAACCGUUGUGGUCCUGGCUGACUUCUCUUUGGACCAGGCGGCCAGCAAACCCAUCAAAGAAGCCAUGCGGGGUAAAGACAUCGGCUUCCUGGUGAACUGCGUGGACGAGUCUGGGGUUUCCCCUCGGAGCCUGAUUGAAAUCCCCGAGCAGGCCCUGUUGGAUUCGGUGAAUAAGAACGUGGCGGUCGCUACUGUGAUGGCCCGGUUGGUGCUGCCGGGGAUGGUGGAGCGCUGCAGAGGAGCUGUGGUCAAUAUAUCAUCGGGUGCUUGCUGCAGACCCCUGCCUGGAAGAGUGACACUCACCGCCUCCACUGGCUACCUGGAUCAUUUCUCAAGAGCUCUUCACCUCGAGUACAGCGGCAAAGGGAUUUUUGUCCAAAGUCUGAUUCCUUUCCAGAUAGCAUCAAGUGGGCGACAACCAUUUUCAUCAAGACCGAGCUGGUUCGCACCGAAGCCGGAGGUUUACGCUCGCCACGCCAUCUCCACCCUGGGCGUCUCUAACAGGACCACCGGCUACUGGCCUCACACACUGCAGUACGGACUGAUGAGAUGUAUCCCGGAGUGGAUUUGGGUUCUCGGAGCGCGUGUGCUCGUCAGUUCGAGCUAAGAGCUCAACCUCUCUGCUCCCUUCGCUGAAGACUGAACCCACCUUACUGGAGCUUCUCGUUACUGGAGUCAGUGUAGAGUUUUAGUUUCUUCUGCCAUCCGUGUCAAGUUGUUCAACUCUCAGGCUCUGUCGAGGUUCAGAGGUUUUAUUCGAAUGAUAUGGUACCACUUUCGAGGGAAGUUGCAGUGGAAUUAUAAUGAAUGGAUAUAUAUAAAGAUUACUAUAGUGUGACGUAUAACCUGACGUUACAUGUCUUUUGCCAUUGAAAACUGGGUUUGGCUUUAAGAUUUUAAGGUCGUUGAUGAUUAUUGGAGCAUAAUAAUCGUUUGGUUUGGUGCCUGGACUUGAUGCUUGAUAAGAUAUUUCCACUCAGAUGGUGGCCAACGUGGAUCAUAAAGGCCUGGUUCAUAAGAUAUAAAAGAUACAAGAGAAUGUAGAAUUUAUUUUUCUGUUUGUUCAAACAAGUUGCACACAGUAUAGAUGUACAGGUGAGAUCAAAAGAUCAAAAAUAACACAUUAAAACAAAGGCAAGAAUAAAGCUGCAACCAGAAAAUAAUAAUAAUAAUCAUGAGGCAGGGUAACAAAUCAAUAAACAAACACAUAAAUAUAAAUAUAGGUAAUAACUACUGAUAUUCUAACCUAACCUGUAUCCUGUAGUAAUUCCAUCCUAAAGGAUUUGGGUUAUGAAUGCUCUCUGUGCUUAUUGUGUGCUGACAUUUGACUUUCCAGUUCAUUCUGGUUGUACCUGCUUUCUACCAUCACUGUGUGACCACGCCUACAAUAUGAGGCACAUACACACAAAGAACAAAUGGUUGUUCAGCCCAGAACCAAACCCAAACAUCAUUAAAUUAAACAGACAGAUAGGAUCAUUCUUCUAAACCUAUUUAUAUUUGAUUGAGCAAAAGCUGCAGAUAACAUUAAAUUACUUAAAGUACUACAAGGAGUUUUUAACUUUGUGUGAAACAAUGUUAAUUUAAGACUGAACCCUCUGUAUGACCUGCAUAAAGACCAUCAGGGAGAAGAUUGGCUGUUUCUUUAUAGUUCUUCUUAAUUUCUGCCACCAGGUCGGAUUCAGUUGGACUCCUGAGGUUGUAGAAACACAAAAAACAGAUUUUAUCCACAGGGGUCGCCAUAAUCAAGAAAGUGAAAGUUCCUUGUAGCUGCUUGAAGUGUAAUUUAAGUGUAUUUUUUGCAAUAAUAUAACUCAAGUAGAAGAAAAUAUGUUAAUUGAGGUGCAAAGGACACAUUUAACUUAAAUUGUGACCAAAGGAAAGCAUAAAUCUGAAUAUAUUCUUGCAAUGUGAAUAUGCCUUUAGCUUAAUUGGCUUGCCAGUGAGGUUUUAUACGUAUACAUUCUUUAAAGAAAAGAGUGUUUUACAGCAAAUAAGUGUGUGGUGGUGAAUGUGGAACGAUAGUUUUAGGUGGAUGUGGUGACUUUGCUCCGAGUACAAGGUUCAAGCAUCUCCAGGAGUGAAUUUGAAAUGCACUGAAAGAGUGAGAUUUUGAUGUUUUACUGACAAACUAUAUUUGAGUAUAUGUAGAUAUUGCUCUAAAAUGAGUAUUUAUAUUUAAAAUGUGAAGACAUUCAGGUAUAUUGUGUUGAGUUGUUGGUUACACAUACAGUACAGUAUAUACAAAUGUUGACUUAAAUAUGAUAAUGUGUCACUAUAGCACAAACUUAGACCAAUAAAACUCUUCCUCCAUC
This is a messenger RNA of Dicentrarchus labrax (European seabass), 2840 nucleotides long. It is a transcript of the gene hsdl1, whose product is annotated as hydroxysteroid dehydrogenase like 1. The coding region runs from base 176 to 1135 and encodes 319 amino acids. The record is from RefSeq and is a predicted model, not a curated record. Lineage: Eukaryota; Metazoa; Chordata; Actinopteri; Moronidae. The transcript has 5 exons. Gene Ontology annotation, cellular component: mitochondrion.